AUGCCUUUAGAACCAUUGGUCAAGCAUCUCUUCACAGCAGACCCUUCCGCGCACGUCUUCGAAGGCAAGCUGUUUAUUUAUCCCUCACACGAUAGGAAAACCGACAUCAAGGAUAACGACAAUGGAGAUCAGUAUGAUAUGAAUGACUAUCAUGUCUUUUCGAUGGAAUCAGUUGGUGGGCCAGUCACAGAUCAUGGGGUGGCUUUGAAAGCAGGAAAUAUUCCGUGGGUGUCAAAACAGCUCUGGGCACCAGAUGCAGCGUUCAAGAACGGGAAAUACUAUCUGUACUUCCCAGCUCGUGACAAGGAUGGGGUGUUCCGAAUCGGUGUUGCGGAAAGUGAUGUCCCUCAAGGUCCAUUCAAGCCCGAGCCAGAACCAAUUGCUGGGAGUUACAGUAUUGACCCGGCCAGCUUUGUGGAUGAUGAUGGACAGGCAUAUCUGUACUUUGGUGGGAUUUGGGGAGGGCAAUUGCAAUGUUGGACGACGGGGAAGUUCGACGGUAGUGCAUAUACGAAUAUGGAAGCCAUGGGCAACGAUGCUGCUUUGCUGCCUCGUGCUGCCAAGCUGAGUGAGGAUAUGCGUUCCUUCACCUCAGAUAUAAAGGAACUUGCGAUCAAUGGCGCGGAUGGUCGACUUCUACCAGCGGACGAUCAUAACCGUCGAUUCUUUGAAGCUGCGUGGAUGCACAAGUACAAUGGCAAAUACUACUUCUCCUAUUCAACAGGAGAUACUCAUUUCCUCGUCUAUGCUACAGGCGACAGUCCAUUAGGACCGUUUACGUACCAAGGAAAGAUUCUGAAUCCUGUUGAAGGAUGGACAACGCAUCAUUCCAUUGUUGAGUUUAAAGGGAAGUGGCUUAUCCCCAAGGCCGACAGAAAGAAGAUCCACGAGUACCUUUUCCGUGAGGGUGUGCUUGUCGCGAAGAAGGACUACAACCUCCCAAAGCACAACGACAUUGACACCAAGAACCUUUUCGUCGUCAAGGCCUGCCAAUCUCUCACCUCCCGUGGUUACGUCAAGACCCAAUUCUCGUGGCAAUACUACUACUACACUCUCACCCCUGAGGGUCUCGACUACCUCCGCGAAUGGCUUCAUCUCCCCGCUGAGAUCGUCCCAGCUACGCACAUUAAGCAACAGCGAUCGCAUGCUCCUCCCCGUGGAAUGAUGGGUGGUGAGGGCGAGCGUGAGCGCAAGCCUUUCGGUGGACGUGGAGGCCGUGGUGGUGGAGAGCGUGGUGACCGUGAGGGUGGUUACAGACGUCGCGAGCCUGGUGCGGAGGGCAAGGAGGGUGCACCAUCUGGAGAGUUCGCUCCUCAGUUCCGUGGUGGCUUCGGUCGUGGCCGUGGCGCUGCUCCUCCCUCUUAA
Messenger RNA from Lachnellula hyalina, 1365 nucleotides. It is a transcript of the gene xsa, whose product is annotated as Xylosidase/arabinosidase. Bases 1 to 1365 code for a protein of 454 amino acids. The transcript has 3 exons. Gene Ontology annotation, molecular function: hydrolase activity, hydrolyzing O-glycosyl compounds. NCBI's taxonomy places the organism in Eukaryota, Fungi, Ascomycota, Leotiomycetes, Helotiales, Lachnaceae. Gene Ontology annotation, biological process: carbohydrate metabolic process. The record is from RefSeq and is a predicted model, not a curated record.